This is a messenger RNA of Tachyglossus aculeatus (Australian echidna), 3415 nucleotides long. RefSeq names its product 5'-3' exoribonuclease 2 (gene XRN2). Gene Ontology annotation, molecular function: 5'-3' RNA exonuclease activity; RNA binding. The transcript has 30 exons. Bases 48 to 2903 code for a protein of 951 amino acids. The record is from RefSeq and is a predicted model, not a curated record. Gene Ontology annotation, cellular component: nucleus. Gene Ontology annotation, biological process: nuclear-transcribed mRNA catabolic process. NCBI's taxonomy places the organism in Eukaryota, Metazoa, Chordata, Mammalia, Monotremata, Tachyglossidae.
CGGCCCUUCAGUCGGUCGGUCGGUCGGCCCGUGCGGUGUCGGCGGCCAUGGGAGUGCCGGCGUUUUUCCGCUGGCUCAGCCGCAAAUACCCGUCCAUCGUCGUCAGCUGCGUGGAGGAGAAGCCAAAAGAAUGCAACGGUGUCAAGAUCCCAGUUGAUACAAGUAAACCUAAUCCAAAUGAAGUGGAGUUUGAUAAUCUGUAUUUGGAUAUGAAUGGUAUCAUCCAUCCAUGCACACAUCCUGAAGACAAACCAGCACCCAAAAAUGAAGAUGAAAUGAUGGUGGCAAUUUUUGAGUAUAUUGACAGACUCUUCAACAUAGUGAGACCUAGAAGACUUCUUUAUAUGGCAAUAGAUGGAGUGGCUCCACGUGCUAAAAUGAAUCAGCAGCGUUCCAGAAGGUUCAGAGCCUCAAAGGAAGGAGCAGAAGCUACAGUGGAAAAACAGCGAGUAAGAGAAGAGAUCUUGGCCAAAGGUGGAUAUCUUCCUCCAGAAGAAGUGAAAGAAAGAUUUGACAGCAACUGUAUUACACCAGGAACAGAGUUCAUGGACAAUCUUGCUAAAUGCCUUCGCUAUUACAUUGCUGAUCGUUUAAAUAACGAUCCAGGUUGGAAAAAUUUGACGGUUAUUUUAUCCGAUGCUAGUGCUCCUGGUGAAGGAGAACACAAAAUCAUGGAUUAUAUCAGACGGCAAAGAGCUCAACCUAACCACGAUCCAAACACUCAUCAUUGUUUAUGUGGAGCAGACGCUGAUCUCAUUAUGCUGGGACUGGCCACACACGAGCCCAACUUUACCAUCAUUAGAGAAGAAUUCAAACCCAACAAGCCAAAACCGUGUGGUCUGUGCAACCAGCUUGGACAUGAGGUCAAGGACUGUCAAGGUUUGGCAAGAGAAAAACAAGGAGAGUUUGAUGAACUUGCUGAUAACCUUCCUUGCUCUGAAGGGGAAUUUAUCUACCUUCGGCUAAAUGUCCUUCGUGAGUAUUUGGAAAAAGAAUUAACUAUGGCUAGCCUACCAUUUCCUUUUGAUAUUGAGAGAAGCAUUGAUGACUGGGUCUUCAUGUGUUUCUUUGUGGGGAAUGAUUUCCUUCCUCAUUUACCAUCCUUAGAGAUCAGGGAAGGAGCAAUUGACCGUCUGGUUAACAUCUACAAAAGUGUGGUGCAUAAAACGGGGGGUUACCUCACAGAAAGUGGUUAUGUCAAUCUACAGAGAGUACAGAUGAUCAUGCUGGCUGUUGGCGAAGUAGAGGAUAGCAUUUUUAAAAAGAGGAAGGAUGAUGAGGAAAACUUCAAAAGACGACAGAAAGAAAAAAGGAAAAGAAUGAAAAGGGAUCAUCCAGCAUUUACUCCUGGAGGAAUAUUAACCCCUCAACCCUUGGGUGCAAAAAAUUCGUCUGGUUCUCAAGUAGCCAGUAAUCCGAGGCAAGCGGCCUACGAAAUGAGAAUGCAAAAUAAUUCCAGUCCUUCAGCAUCUCCCAAUACUAGUUUCACUUCUGAUGGCUCCCCGUCUCCAGCCGGAGGAAUUAAGCGGAAAGUAGAAGAUAGUGACAGUGAACCCGAGCCAGAGGAUAAUGUCAGGUUAUGGGAAGCUGGUUGGAAGCAGAGGUACUAUAAGAGUAAAUUUGAUGUUGAUGCAGCUGAUGAGAAGUUCCGCCGUAAAGUGGUGCAGUCUUAUGUUGAAGGCCUGUGCUGGGUUCUCCGAUAUUAUUACCAGGGUUGUGCUUCCUGGAAGUGGUAUUAUCCGUUCCAUUAUGCACCUUUUGCUUCAGACUUUGAAGGCAUUGCAGACAUGCCCUCUGAUUUUGAGAAGGGCACCAAACCGUUUAGACCCCUGGAGCAGCUUAUGGGAGUAUUUCCAGCUGCAAGUGGCAACUUUCUCCCUCCAUCCUGGCGGAAGCUAAUGAGUGAUCCCGAUUCCAGUAUAAUCGACUUCUAUCCGGAAGAUUUUGCUAUUGAUUUGAAUGGGAAGAAAUAUGCAUGGCAAGGUGUUGCUCUGCUGCCAUUCGUUGAUGAACGUCGUCUGAGAGCUGCUCUGGAAGAGGUUUACCCUGAUCUCACUUCUGACGAAAACAGAAGAAACAGUCUUGGAGGCGAUGUCCUGUUCGUAGGAAAGCAUCACCCACUGUGUGACUUCCUUUCCGAAUUAUACAAAACAAGUUCUGAAGAGCCUGUGGACAUACCGCCUGAACUUUGCCAUGGGAUCCUGGGAAAACUUACUUUAGAUGAAGAAGCGAUUCUUCCAGAUCAAACAGUAUGUUCUCCUGUUCCUGUGUUACGGGAUCUGACUCAAAAUACUGCAAUCAGUAUCAAUUUUAAAGAUCCUCAGUUUGGUGAAGAUUACAUUUUCAAGGCUGUAGUCCUUCCAGGAGCAAGGAAACCAGCACCAGUGCUCAAGCCAGGCGACUGGGAAAAAUCCAGUAAUGGAAGGCAGUGGAGGCCACAGCUUGGUUUUAAUCGAGACAGAAGACCCGUUCAUUUAGACCAGUCAGCUUUCAGGACAUUAGGCCACGUAAUGCCCAGAGGAGGAUCGGGGAGCGGAGUGUACAGCAAUGCGGCACCCCCCGGGGGUUAUCAGGGACAUUUCUCCAGGCCAAUGAUGAGAGGCCAGGCGCAGAUUCCAAAGCUCAUGUCAAAUAUGAGACCCCAAGACUCCUGGCGAGGGCCUACUCCCCUAUUCCAGCAGCAGCAGCAACGGUUUGACAGGGGGGGCGGAGCUGAGCCUCUGCUGCCAUGGAACCGCAUGCUGCAAUCCCAGAACGCAGCCUUCCAACAGAAUCAGUACCAGCUCCUCACGGGACAAGGCGGAUACCCCCCUCGGAGAGAUGACCGAGGAGGGAGGCAGGCAUAUGGCUCGGGAAGGAAUUACCCUCUGCCACCUCCCUCAGGAAGAUAUAGUUGGAAUUAGGGUCUUGAAGAGCUUUCCCAGAUCUACCCUUUCAUCCGCCUGCGACUUUUUGCUCCCUGUGGAUUCAAGCAUAUUUAGAAAGCAGUAGUUUUUAAAACUCGGAUACUUGUCGUCUUUGUUUUAACUGUAUAUUUCUUACUGGUAUACUUUUCAGUGUUUUAUGUUGGCCUUUAAACGCUGUGUUCCGUAAUCCAAUGAAUCUAAAUUUAUUACUUUGCUUGUGAGAGACAUUUGAUGAGGUGGGAGUAUUUUUGUUACUGUAGUUGAGAAUCAAACCGGAUUGCUGUGAAUUUCAAGCACAGUAUCCUCUGGAUCGCGAGGAGCCCUCUCGUACAUGCUGUUUUUAAAUGAGUGAACAAAAUUAGGUUUAAAAACUUAGUGGACACUGCAACCAGCCUAGAAAACACAUUUUUGUGAAGCUUUUCUUCAGUAUUCUAGGAACACUUCACUGAUGUACCAGACCUAUGAAAUUUUCAUUUCUGGACUUUAGUAAAAAAAGAAUUUUAAAUUUG